CCUCUGGCCUCCUGACGGAUAGAACAAAACGGACGGACGGGCCAGGCUAUCAUCAUUCAUCCUCUUUCGUCCUUCCCCCAUCAACGCGUAAGCAAGCCAAAGAGGCCGAGCAAGCUGCCUUGUGGAAGGCUCUUGAACGCGACAGGUCACUUCUUCCUGCCGUCGUCUGUAGCAAGCAGCAGUAGAUUCUAAGAAAGUACUCGUGCUCAUCAAGAGUCCGAAAAUUAUUCAUCACCAUGCCGGUCGCUGACCAUCAAAAGGCGGCGCACUUUGUCGGCGGCAACCCGCUCGGCAAGGCGCCAGAGUCGCCCGUCGCCGAGUUCGUGCGCAAGCAUGCCGGGCACAGCGUCAUCACGCGUGUGCUCAUCUGCAACAACGGCAUCGCUGCCGUCAAGGAGAUCCGCUCUAUCCGCAAGUGGGCCUAUGAGACCUUUGGCCAGGAGCGCGCCAUCGAGUUCGUCGUCAUGGCCACGCCUGAGGACCUCAAAGUGAACGCCGAGUACAUCCGCAUGGCUGACCAGUACGUCGAGGUCCCUGGCGGGAGCAACAACAACAAUUACGCCAACGUCGACCUCAUCGUCGACGUCGCCGAGCGUGCCGGCGUCCAUGCCGUCUGGGCUGGCUGGGGCCACGCGUCCGAGAACCCGCGCUUGCCAGAGCAGCUGGCGGCGUCCAAGCAAAAAAUCAUAUUCAUCGGCCCGCCCGGUUCGGCGAUGCGCUCGCUCGGCGACAAGAUCUCAUCGACGAUCGUCGCGCAGCACGCCGACGUACCCUGCAUGCCGUGGUCCGGCACGGGGAUCAAGGACACGAUCAUGUCUGAGGAAGGCUUCCUCACCGUCAGCGAUGAGGUGUACCAGCGCGCGUGUAUUCACUCGGCCGAUGAGGGCCUGGCCCGCGCCGAGACAAUUGGCUACCCAGUCAUGAUCAAGGCGUCCGAGGGCGGCGGCGGCAAGGGCAUCCGCAUGUGCGCCAAGGCGGACGAUUUUAAGCAGCUUUACAAUGCUGUUCUCGGCGAGGUGCCUGGCAGCCCGGUCUUUGUCAUGAAGCUCGCCGGCAAGGCGCGUCACCUCGAGGUGCAGCUGCUCGCGGACCAGUAUGGCAACGCGAUCAGCAUCUUUGGUCGCGACUGCUCCGUCCAGCGCCGGCACCAGAAGAUCAUCGAGGAGGCACCCGUCACCAUCGCGCCGGACCACGCGCGCGAAGAGAUGGAGCGUGCCGCUGUGCGUCUCGCCAAGCUCGUCGGCUACGUCUCCGCCGGCACCGUCGAAUGGCUCUACUCACCCGAGGACGGCAACUUCUCUUUCCUCGAGCUCAACCCGCGUCUCCAGGUCGAGCAUCCGACUACCGAGAUGGUGUCUGGCGUCAACAUCCCUGCCGCCCAACUCCAGGUCGCCAUGGGCAUCCCCUUGUACCGCAUCCGUGACAUCCGUACGCUCUACGGCAUGGACCCCAAGGGUAGCGAGCUGAUUGACUUUGACUUUGAGGACCCCGCCAGCUUCGCCAAGCAGCGCAAGCCACAGCCCAAGGGCCACGUCGUCGCCUGCCGCAUCACCGCCGAGAACCCGGACACCGGCUUCAAGCCGGGUAUGGGCGCGCUCACCGAGCUAAACUUCCGCUCGAGCACCUCCACCUGGGGUUACUUCUCUGUCGCGAGCAGCGGCGCGCUGCACGAGUAUGCCGACAGUCAGUUUGGCCACGUCUUUGCCUACGGCGCCGACCGCAGCGAGGCGCGCAAGCAGAUGGUCAUCUCCCUCAAGGAGCUUUCCAUCCGCGGCGACUUCCGCACCACCGUCGAGUAUCUCAUCAAGCUACUCGAGACCGAUGCAUUCGAGAGCAACAAGAUCACCACCGCCUGGCUCGACGGCCUUAUCCAGAACCGCCUCACUGCCGAGCGCCCGCCCGAGCAGCUCGCCAUUAUCUGCGGCGCAGCCGUCAAGGCGCACCUCCUCUCGACCGAGUGCAUCAACGAGUACAAGAGCAUCCUCAACAAGGGCCAGGUUCCCCCGCGCGGAACGCUGAAAACGGUCUUCUCGAUCGACUUUAUCUACGAGGGUUCCAAGUACAACUUUACCGCCAUGCGGAGCUCCAAGAGCGACUGGACCCUCUAUCUCAACGGUGGCCGCACCCGCGUCUCCCUCCGCCCCUUGACCGACGGUGGCUUGCUCGUCGGCCUCGCCGGCAAGUCCCACCCGGUCUACUGGCGUGAGGAGGUCGGCAUGACGCGCCUCAUGAUCGACAGCAAGACCUGCCUUAUCGAGCAGGAGAACGAUCCGACGCAGAUCCGCUCCCCUAGUCCCGGCAAGCUCGUCCGCUUUCUCGUUGAGAGCGGCGAUCACGUAAAGAGCGGACAGGCCAUCGCAGAGAUCGAGGUCAUGAAGAUGUACUUGCCCCUCGCCGCCGCCGAGGAUGGCGUCGUGUCAUUCGUCAAGUCGCCCGGCGUCACGCUCGCCGCCGGCGACAUUAUUGGUAUCCUCUCCCUUGACGACCCGAGCCGCGUGCAGCACGCCAAGCCCUUCGCCGGCCAGCUCGAUGAUUACGGCCUGCCAGUCAUCGUCGGGAGCAAGCCGCACCAGCGCCUUGAUUACCUCAUCGGCGUCAUCCAUGACAUCCUCGACGGCUAUGACGAGUCGUACAUCAUGCAGCCCGCCGUGCGCGAGCUCGUCAAGCUCCUUCGCGACCCCGAGCUCCCGUACGCCCAGAGCUUCCAGGUACUCUCCACCCUCUCCGGCCGCAUCCCCGGCCGCCUGCAGGACAUGCUGCGCAACACGAUCGACAUGGCGCACAACAAGCAGCAGGAGUUCCCUGCGCAGCGCCUCCGCAAGCUUACAGACAACUUCCUCCGCGACAGCGUUGACGCCACCAUCCGAGGACAGAUGAACACCGUCCUCACACCCCUGCUCGUCAUUUUCGACGGCUUCAGCGGCGGCAUGAGCCUCCACGAGUCCGACGUCCUCGCAGGCUUCCUGCAAAAGUACUGGGAUGUCGAGUCGCUUUUCACGGGCGAGGCGGACGUUGUGCUCAACCUGCGCAUGCAGCACGCUGGCGAGCUCGACAAGGUCGUCGACCUGCAGCUCUCCCACAACGGCGUCAACCGCAAGAACGCACUCGUCCUCACCCUGCUCGAUAAGCACAUCAAGGGCUCUCCGCUCCUCUCAUCGCGCACCUACGUGAAGUUGGCAGAGUCCCUCGCCGCGCUAGCCAGCCUGGCCGGCAAGCUAACCGCGCCCGUCGCACUCAAAGCGCGUGAGGUGUCCAUCUCUGCCAAUCUACCCUCGCUCCGUGACCGCAAGGCACAGCUCGAGUCCAUUCUCAAGGCCUCCGUCACGUCCUCCACGUACGGCGGCAGCAAUGAAUACCACGCGCCUUUGCUGGACGUCCUGCGCGAGGUUAGCGACAGCCAGUUCAGCGUCUAUGACGUCUUGCACUCGUUCUUCAGCGAGAGGGAGCAUCACAUGGCGUUCGCUGCACUUGUCACGUACGUCAUGCGUGCCUACCGCGCGUACGAGGUUGUCGACUUUGACUACUCAGUCGAGGACAUCGAUGCAGAGGAGCGCGCCGUCCUCACGUGGGAGUUCCAGCUGGCCAAGGCCAACGCUCCCGGGCUCGUCAAGAGGAUGGAGAGGCAGGCGUCUGAGGGUGACCUGAAGAUACUCAAGCAGGCCAACGGCUCGACCGAAGGGUCCAGUGCAGAGCUUCGUCGCGGUGUCAUGACCAGCUGCGGCAGCUCCGAGGGCGUGGCCGAUGCUCUCACCAAAGCUCUCCGCAUUCUCGGAACUGCGACCGGCGAGCGCAGAAACGUCAUCAACAUCGCCAUCACCGACGCCACGCAGGUCGACGAGCAGGAUGCCCGUCGUCAAUUUGUCGAAGUCGCCAACAAGCUUGCGGGGCGCCUCGACGAUGCGCGCGUUCGUCGUGUCACCUUCAUGCUCUGUGUUCCUGGCGUCUACCCUUACUUUAGCACGCUGCGUCGAUCGCCUGAGGGCAAGUGGGCAGAGGAAAUGGCUAUCCGCAACAUCGAACCCGCGCUCGCGUACCAGCUUGAGCUCGACCGACUCACUCAAAACUUCCAAAUCACCCCGGUCCCCGUCCCCUCGUCGACGAUCCACCUCUACUUUGCACGUGGUAUCGCCAACCCUUCGGACGCGAGGUUCUUUGUCCGCUGCCUUGUCCGCCCUGGCCGCAGCACUGGCGACCUGUCCGGAUACCUCGUUGCAGAGAGUGACCGCAUCAUCAAUGACAUUCUCAACAUCAUCGAAGUCGCGCUCGGUAUGCCCGAGUACUCGACUGCCGAUGCUUCGCAUAUCUUCAUGUCAUUCAUCUACAACCUGGAUGUCAGCCUGCAGGAUGUCCAAGCGGCGUUGUCUGGCUUCAUUGAUCGUCACGGCACGCGCUUCUUCCGUCUCCGUAUCACUGGCGCCGAGAUUCGCAUCGUGAUCAAGGAGGAUGGCGAAUACAUCCCGAUCCGCGCGUUCAUCACCAAUGAGACUGGUUUCGUUGUGCGCUACGAAGCCUACGCUGAGAACGUUGCCUCCGAUGGCACUGCGCUGCUGCACUCUAUCGGCGGGUCCAGCGAUGCAGCUCCUCUGCACCUGCAGCCGGCGCACGCACCGUACCCCACUAAGGUCGCUCUGCAAUCUCGCCGUUCUCGUGCGCAUGCUCUACAGACCACUUUCGUCUACGACUUCAUUGAUAUUUUGCGUCAGUCCGUUCGCCACUCAUGGAAGCAAAGCGGUCUUUUGCAGCGCCCUGCGGAGCCGAUUAAGUCCGUAUCGGAGUUGGUUCUCGAUGACGCGGGUAUUCUCAAGGAAGUGAAGAGGUUGCCUGGCAUGAACACCAUUGGCAUGGUCGCCUGGAUCAUCGAGUUGCUCACUCCAGAGUACCCGGAAGGUCGCUGGCUUGUGUUCAUCGCCAACGAUGUCACCGUCCAAGCCGGCUCGUUCGGUCCGACAGAGGAUCAGCUCUUUGCCGCUGCAUCGCAACUCGCUCGCCAGCGUGGAAUUCCGCGUCUGUACAUUUCUGCGAACAGUGGCGCACGCAUCGGCCUCGCGACGGAAGUCAUGGAUCUCUUCAAAGUCAAGUUCAUCGAUGGCAGUGCAGAGAAAGGAUUCGAGUAUCUCUACCUAGACGAUGCUGCCAAUGCCGAGGUUCACAAGAAGGCGCCAGGUGCUGUCAUCACUGAGGCUCGUCAAGCUCAGGAUGGUGCCACGCAUCAUGUCAUCACUGAUAUCAUCGGUCUUUCCAAGAACGGCCUCGGCGUCGAGUGCUUGUCUGGCAGUGGUCUCAUUGCGGGAGAGACUAGCAGGGCGCGCGACGAGAUCUUCACUGUGACGAUCGUCACGGGUCGCUCCGUUGGUAUCGGCGCUUAUCUUGCGCGCCUAGGUGACCGUGUUAUCCAGGUGGAGGGUUCACCAUUGAUCCUUACCGGAUACCAGGCGCUGAACAAGCUUCUUGGUCGCGAAGUAUACACCAGCAACCUCCAGCUCGGUGGUCCACAGAUCAUGUACCGCAAUGGUGUCUCGCACUUGCUCGCUGCCGAUGAUCUCAGUGCAAUGCGUCAGGCCGUUCAGUGGAUGAGCUUUGUGCCGGCACGCAAGAACGACUUGCUACCACGCUUGCUCACUAGCAACGACUCCUGGGACAGGCCGAUCGGAUACUCUCCUCCCAAGGGCCCAUACGACCCUCGCUGGCUCCUCGCUGGCAAGGAGGAGGGUGACUCGUACCUUUCUGGUUUCUUCGACAAAGGGUCAUGGCAGGAGACGCUUGGAGGCUGGGCCACUUCAGUAGUUGUCGGACGUGGCCGCCUUGGCGGUAUCCCGAUGGGCGCUAUCGCAGUCGAAACCCGCACUCUUGAGCGCGUCGUUCCCGCUGACCCAGCCAACCCUUCAUCGCAAGAGCAGCGGAUCAUGGAAGCAGGCCAAGUCUGGUACCCCAACUCCGCUUACAAGACCGCACAGGCCAUCGUCGACUUCAACCGCGAAGGUUUGCCGCUCAUUAUCUUCGCAAACUGGCGUGGAUUCUCUGGUGGCCAGCAAGACAUGUUCGACCAGAUCCUGAAGUACGGUUCGUACAUUGUCGAUGGUCUCACAUCGUACAAGCAGCCCGUCUUUGUGCAUAUUGUACCAAAUGGAGAGUUGCGCGGUGGUGCCUUCGUCGUCGUCGACUCGAAGAUUCAUCAGGAGGGGCUCAUGGAGCUCACCGUCGAUGAGACUUCGCGUGGUGGUGUGCUGGAGCCUGAGGGCAUGGUCGAGAUCAAGCUACGUGCUACUCAACAGCGUUUGCUCAUGGAGCGCAUGGACCCACAGUAUCGCGAACUCAAACAGGCCGGUUCGGAUGCCGCGUCUCUCAAGAAGCUCGCUGCGAGGGAAAAGCAGCUGGCACCAGUCUUCAACUCCAUCGCUGUCGCCUAUGCCGAUGCACACGACCGUGCAGGCCGUAUGCUGCACACUGGUGUCGCUCGUCAAGUGCUGAGCUGGACCGAAUCGCGUCGCUACUUCUUCCAGCGUCUUCGUCGCCGACUCCUUGAGGUUCGCUUCGACCGUAAAUUGGCGGAGGCUAACCCUUCUCUGUCAGCUGCCGAAAGGAAAAACGCCCUGCUUUCGACAUUCCAGCUGAAUGAGCAGCAAAGCGAUGCGGCUGCUGCAGACGCUCUCGAGCGUGACGCGGGCACGAUUGAUGCUCUGGCUACUUCGCUGAGGGAGCAAAGCCUACUGGCGCAGCUGCAAGCUCUAUCGCCCGAGGCUCGUGCGCGUGUUGCGGCCAAGCUAUCUUAGAGAAAUCAAUACGAGCCAUCAAGUUGCACGGCAUUGCAUCCCACGUCACCAGUCUCUCAUCGCUCUCAUCCAAUUGUAAAGUCGAUCAUUGUCUUUUGUCCAUUUCUUGCCUUCGCCAAUAGAUAUUC
This is a messenger RNA of Tilletiaria anomala UBC 951, 6898 nucleotides long. RefSeq names its product acetyl-CoA carboxylase. The coding region runs from base 237 to 6770 and encodes 2177 amino acids. Gene Ontology annotation, molecular function: acetyl-CoA carboxylase activity; metal ion binding; ATP binding. The transcript is spliced from 5 exons. The record is from RefSeq and is a predicted model, not a curated record. Lineage: Eukaryota; Fungi; Basidiomycota; Exobasidiomycetes; Georgefischeriales; Tilletiariaceae. Gene Ontology annotation, biological process: fatty acid biosynthetic process.